This is a messenger RNA of Chelmon rostratus (copperband butterflyfish), 1336 nucleotides long. It is a transcript of the gene tmem54a, whose product is annotated as transmembrane protein 54a. Bases 145 to 888 code for a protein of 247 amino acids. The record is from RefSeq and is a predicted model, not a curated record. The transcript has 6 exons. Lineage: Eukaryota; Metazoa; Chordata; Actinopteri; Chaetodontiformes; Chaetodontidae.
AGGUAGGCGGAAGGUGAUGCCUGUGUGUGUGUGCAGGUAAGCGGCAGGGAAGGAGGACAACGACCCGCCGAAAGCGGACAGAGCUGUCAGAAAUGACUUCGAUACAACCUGCGCAUUAAUAUGAUCUAAGACAAGUAAUACAGCAUGGUGAACUCAGGAAUAUGCUGUGCCAGCCUUAAGGACAACAAGGCCCUGAUGAAGAUGGGGCUGGCGCUGGUGCUGGCGGGCCACGUCAACUUCCUUCUUGGAGCACUGGUGCACGGCGCGGUGCUCAGGCACAUCAACGUGCACACUCAGGCCAGGACCAUGGUGUACGCCAUCGCUAAUGUCAUCGCCAUUGUGGCGGGCUUGGUGGGAAUCAUUAGUGGAAUAACGGCCAUCGUCCUGUCCAAAAACAAGAAAAACAGGAUCCUGCAGUGGGUCCUGUUGGUGUUCAGCUUCCUGACAGGUCUCUUGGCAGUCGCCUCCACCCUGGGCUUGUCAGUUUCUAUGGUGAAAGCCAUUAUUCACAAAGGAUGGAGCCUGCUAACGCACUGCAAGUUUUCUGACAAUGAUGUCGGCCCCUCUUCCAGCAUCACAUACGAAUGCCCCUUUGACCCCACCCGUAUUUAUGGGACCACACUCAUCCUGUGGGUGCCUCUUAUCUUUAUGUCCGCGGUGGAGAUGGUGUUCUCCUUCCGCUGCUUCGCUGUCUGCACCUCCUUCCUCUACCUCUGUCCAUGCAGGAGAAGGCCGAUCCGGGCUAAGAGGGUGCGUAUUCAGAGAGCUGUCGAAACUCCGUCGUUGCCUCCAGCACCAGAUCCAGAGAGCGACGCCGCGACCGAGCCUGCAGAGCAGGACGAACUGCUGGACAGCGUCACCGCAGUGGAGCAGAGUGAAUGGCUCUGAAGCAGCUAAACCUUGUUACAAAGGUUGCAAACUGCCAGCUUUAACUAAAACUUCAUCUGCGAAGCUGUUGCAUUGAGUGUGUCUGUUACACAUUGAAUGUCUGAAGGCAUUUGUGGGACUUAAGCCAGCGAAAGCAAUGGCCUUUUAUAUCGCUCUUCAUCAGAAGUUUCUGUUGUAUUUACUGUCUUAAAAUAGAGCUGCAACUUGUAUCCUGAUAAAAAAAAAAAUCAAAUAUUGAAUUGUCAAUCAUUAAUUCAUCAUACCAGACAGAACAUUUUAUAAUCUUACUCUGAAAAACUUACAAAAUAAAGCUACUGAACUUUUUAGGGUAGUUUUUAUUGCUGUUGAAAGUGUGGUCAACACACACACUCAGAUUUAAACGACAUUUGUAAACUCUUUUGUGGGAACACUUUUACUCAUGUCUCAGAAUACAAAUAUAUAUACACAA